Pyricularia oryzae 70-15 is the source of this 2120-nucleotide messenger RNA. RefSeq names its product mitochondrial carrier protein RIM2. Gene Ontology annotation, molecular function: pyrimidine nucleotide transmembrane transporter activity. The transcript has 2 exons. Gene Ontology annotation, biological process: pyrimidine nucleotide import into mitochondrion. Lineage: Eukaryota; Fungi; Ascomycota; Sordariomycetes; Magnaporthales; Pyriculariaceae. The record is from RefSeq and is a predicted model, not a curated record. Gene Ontology annotation, cellular component: mitochondrion. The coding region runs from base 408 to 1574 and encodes 388 amino acids.
CGGAACUAGAGGCGCAUCAUCAAUCGCGUCACAACCUCAGUACUAUACCGACUCCGCCCAAGAUACCUGUCGAAGCAACCAACUCUGCGACGGCCGACCUUCCUUCAAGUUUACAGUACUACAAGCACCUGCAGGCACCGGACAUUUUUUUUUCGUAUCCGACGUAUUCUGCCUCAAUAAUUCGUUUCUGCCCGCAUUGCACCCCACAGGAACCGACUAGACGGGCAGUGCUGCAUGCGACCACAUUCGAAAACUUUUUCCGCCAUUCGCCACUAGCUCGGGCAAGGUCUAUUCAGGUAGCUUGAGCUCAGCCUAGGCUCAAGCCCUAUCGAGCUUUCGCCAAGUACGCAGAACUUUGAGCUGCAUCCGGAGUCUCGGCACAUCGUCACCUUUCUACGACCACCAAAAUGAUGGACAGCCCACAGGCAACAGCAACGCUCGUCAAGAGUUAUGUGAGCGAAGACAGGGUAGACCGGCCACCACUUGCACAAUCCCGCGAGAUAGGGGGUGCCGUACCAAUCGGGAGGCCAGAGGGAGCCCAGGCCCUGAACUUUGCAAAGUCGUGGUCGCAUUUUGUCGCAGGAGGAAUAGGAGGUAUGACAGCAGCAGCCCUCACGGCACCAUUGGAUGUGCUCAAGACGCGACUGCAAUCCGACUUUUACCAGCAACAAAUACGUCAGCGCAAUGUAGCAGUUCAGAGCUUCAGCGGCCUGACCGGUCCGUUUCGCAUGAUGCACUUCCACCUAGGCGAGACCUUUGCGAUUUUGGGUUCAGUGUACAAACAAGAAGGGCCGCGUGCGCUCUUCAAGGGCCUCGGGCCCAAUUUGGUCGGCGUUAUACCUGCAAGGUCAAUCAACUUCUUUACAUACGGGAACAUGAAGCAGUUAUUAUCCGGCCAUUUUAAUGGCGGAAUCGAAGCUGACUGGAUCAACUUUGUGUCAGCCAUGACUGCUGGCGUCGUUACAUCAACUGCCACGAACCCGAUAUGGCUGAUCAAGACGCGCCUGCAGCUCGACAAGAGCACCGCGGCCCGCAGCGGUACAGGCAGGCAGUAUCGAAACAGCUUUGACUGCCUCAAGCAGGUCAUUCGAAACGAGGGUGUGCGUGGCAUGUACAAAGGCAUGAGUGCCUCGUACCUGGGCGUGACCGAGUCGACACUGCACUGGGUGCUGUAUGAGCAGAUGAAGGCCGCGCUCCGACGGCGCGAGGAGGAACUCGUGCUCAGUGGCAGGCCCAAGACGACCUGGGACACGGUUGUCGACUACACGGGCAAAGUGGUGGCGGCGGGAACCGCAAAGUUGCUCGCAGCCGUGCCCACUUACCCGCACGAGGUCGCUCGCACAAGGCUCCGACAGGCGCCCAUGGCCGACGGCAGACCCAAGUACACGGGUCUGGUCCAGUGUUUACGAACUGUGUGGAUAGAGGAGGGCGCCGCAGGUCUCUGGGGAGGCCUGACACCGCACCUGCUGCGCACUGUUCCCAGCGCCGCCAUCAUGUUUGGCAUGUACGAGGGCAUUCUUCUGCUGCUCAACGAGCCUGAAGCGCCAAAGCUGGAUGAUCAAAAGGCACGAUGAGGAUUCGUACUGCCGGGCCGUUGAUCAUAUAUUCACCAUUCACCAUUCACCAUUCACCCACUUCACCCUGUACCAUUUCAAAGCGGCAGUGGGCUUCUCUCAGGGGGGACCCCUGACUUGUACAUCUACUAAUACUCUCUGCACUAUCCAGGAGAUAUCACGGCAUGAUAAGUAUCUGCUCUUCUCAUGACACUUUCUUGUAUACCACUGCUACUUUCCUUUCUGUAUUAUUUUUUAUUUAUUUUUUGUACCAUAGAUGUGCAGUAGCGGCGGGAAAGGCGGCCACCAAUACAGGAGUGAAAAGUACCUGGCCCAAAGGAGAGCCAGGUCGGUGUGUACGAUAGGAAACAAGUACGAGGGGCGAGGAUAGAAAAAAAAGAUGAGGCUGUAUAUAAUGCCGAGCAUGACAGGCUGACACCUGCGACAGAGAGGACUGUAUAUACGAAUCCUCCUAUCCACAUUAUGUCCCCCUGAGCUUCCACCUAACAUAGCGGCGUUUGUGAUCAAUACACAGGCGCAAUAAUUACACCUGCGUGUUACCCGGAA